AACUGUUGGAGGGGGUAAUUGUAAGUUUGUAACGUAUAGGACAAAAGUGAGCUUGUAUCGUGUGGACGUUUGCACAGAUUUUUCGACAUAGUAUAUAUGAAAAUCUCUAUAGUUAUGCAAAUACGUCUGAAAAUAUUGCGAACAAAGUCGGUUGGAAUUGUUCAAAAGCAUUAUAUCAUUUGAGUUUUAUCUUGGAGGUUUUCAGGUAUGAUCGUUUCUAUCGAUCGUGAUGAACACGUCACGCUAUGGACGCUGUGGUUUGCGUUUCCGUGAAGAGAGUACCGUUUACUGUGCUUUUAUGAAGAAACGUGGGAUUCCUUGUGCGAAUCUCUCGUGUAUUUCGUGCGGGAGAAGUCGUAGGAAUAGUUAUUGAACGCAUAGAAUAAUCAUUAAGCAUUCUUGCGUGAGGUGCGAAGUGUGUUAAGUGAAGAACGAGUGUGCACGUAAGUGUGUACGAGCUGCUUAAAAGGGCUUAUAACGUCCAAAGACUUAUGUUUGUAAACCAUGAACUUUUUUAAUAAAAUCAAUGGCGAAAACGAUGGUCUCGAGUAUGUUUUGUGGUGCCGAUGUUGCUAGUAAAAUUACUAUUCGCAACGGACUUUUCCUAGGCAUAGCCUUCGCGUUUCCAAAGACUGCAUAUAGACGUCAAACAAAAAAGGUUUAAAGGCGCCAGAACUACAUUGGCUUUGCGCAAGAGAGCCCGAAAAAUCCAGCAGUACAAAGCCUGGAUGACGGGACAAGUGAAGAAAUACUAUUCAGCAUUAGUGAAAGUGAACAUCAAAUAAAAAGUGAAACUAUGGACAAUAAUACAGACGGAGACAACUUAAAUCUGAGCUGUGGAGAAAAUGACAUAGUAGACGAACUAAAAAUUGCUGCAGAUGAGACAUACGAUACACGUAGUGAAGUUUCAUCUAGCAGUUCCAAUUCUGAUUCUUGUCAGCCUAGUAUAAGCUCUGUUUCAACUAAAUCUUCGCGAGGAGACAAUAAACGUAAUCGGAAAAACAGGGGAAAACGUGCUAGAUCAAGAGAUUCUAAAUCUUCCAGUCCUGAAACGAAACGUGCAAGAUCUAAGGAGAGUAAAGGAAUUGCCAAGAGCUAUGAUUAUGCUACAAAAUUAAAUUACUUAUUUAGGGAUGCAAGAUUUUUCAUCAUCAAAUCAAAUAAUGCUGAGAAUGUCACUCUAUCAAAAGCUAAAGGAGUAUGGAGUACAUUGCCCCAAAAUGAAGCAAAUUUGAAUCAGGCAUAUAGAGAGUCAAGGAAUGUCCUUUUAGUAUUUUCUGUGAAAGAAUCUGGAAAAUUUGCUGGCUUUGCACGACUUAGUACAGAGUCUAGAAGAGAUGGAGCACCCAUUUCUUGGGUGUUACCUCCUGGAUUAUCAGCUAAAGCUUUAGGUGGUGUCUUUAAAGUUGACUGGAUAUGUAGGAAAGAAUUACCAUUUACAUCAACCUUACAUUUGUACAAUCCAUGGAAUGAUGGUAAACAGGUUAAAAUUGGACGUGAUGGACAAGAAAUUGAGCCCAGAGUUGCAGAGGAGUUGUGCAGAUUGUUUCCAGAAGAUGAAGGUAUUGAAAUGACUCCAAUUCUGAGGAAAUCUAAGGAAGCAGCGAAGCAUGUUACAAAAUCAUCUCGUUCAUACCGAGACAACAGACCAGUUAAUAACAGUUCCAGAUUUUUACGGUCGAGGGGCGGUAGGGGACGUAGGCUUUUCUUAACUUCACGAUCUCGUUUAGCUUCUUUAGCUAGAGGAUUUCAUUUAGCCAGUAAUGAUCAUAGAGGAUCCAGGGAUCAUCACCAUCACCGAUAUACAUCCUGGUGUAAUCGGGGCGAUUCUCCUUACUCAAAAGGAUAUGGUAGUCCUGGAUUAGGCGUAGCUGCGGCAGCAGAAGCAUAUGUCGCAGAUUAUAUGCGUACUAUGCAACAUCAAUUACCUCCGUUACCUCCUUAUGCUGCACCUCAUCCUUAUGAUUCUUUGCCUCCACCACCACCACCACCUAGAUACUAUGAUGGUCUACCAUUGCCACCUGAUUAUAGCGCAGCUGCUUCCGCUCUUGAAAAACGCAGCUACGAAAGAAGUGUAGACGAAUUUUUAUGGAGAACAGCAAGUCGACACAGUCGACACAGUGAUCAUCGAUCCUCCCGAGAUCAUCAUCAUAGAUAUAGAGAUCGUAGAUAAGAAAUUUUUCACAUUAUCUUCAUCCAUUUAUUUCAUCUCUCAAUUCAUGCACACACUCAAUUCAUGUAAGGGCUUUCAAAAGAAUCACGAUACUUACGAUUAUAUAAUAGGAAGAUUUAUUCAAUCAAUCAGAAGGUGUAAUCGAUGUAGUAGUGAUUCAAAAAGAUUAAUUUGAAAUUUAUUAUUAUAUAUGUAUGAAUAUAUCUAUAUAUAUAUAUAAUAAUAUAUAUUUACAUUUGGACAUUGUAAUUUUUAACAAUUGAAAACACUAUUGUGUUUUAAUAAUAAAACGAUUUAUUAUGAAGUAUUUAAAUGCUUCAAUUUGUGUAAUAAUAAAUAAAAAAAUGGUAUAGUUAGUUUCUCUUUUACGUAACAUUAUGGAGUAGUACAAGAAAAUACGUAAUUAAUAAGAGAAAAAUAAAAGAUUAUCUAUAGAAUUGAACAAUGAUUCACAAUUGAUCGGUUCUUAUGUUAUUUGCAUUUAGCAAUAAAGAAUCAAUUAUAUGUUAUAUCAAUUCAAUAUACAGUGACACAAACAAGCGAUCAAAUGUUCCGACAGUAUUUGAAUUUUUAUUUAAUUAAAUAAAUGUUAAUAAGGUAUUCACAAAAUAUCUUAUUAUAAUACAGAUGUAGUUUUAGUAAUUCAUAUAAUACAGAAUUAACUUAAAUACUUUACACUUUCUAAACAAAAUUAAACGAAAUUAACCAAUUAUAUAUUUGAUCAAUUGUUUGAAUCAGUGUAGUUUACCAUUAAGUUUCUUACACAACUUAAGUAUUAUUUAUAUAUUUUUGUAAUCCUUAUAUUCAUAUCUGAUACAUCCAUUUUUAUAUUAAAAAGAAAAAAAAUAUUCAAUUGUGAAUCAAUGUGGGUAUUGAUAAUACUGGUUUUUGUAUUGACACUUAAAUUUUCCAUAAUCAAAUUUGAUAAAAUAUUGUACCAUUUCAAUAUAGAUCACUGCCGUAAGUAGAAGGAUUUACUUUUGCAACAAUCAGUGUGACAUAAAGAUGAUUCUGAAUCAUUCUUUUGGUUAUUACGCGUAAAAUUUUGUAAUGAACGUUUUGUAAGAAGUGUCUACUUCAAAAGAGAGUAUUUUUGUCAUGAUCAAUAAUACAGACAAUUUACAAUUUGUAUGUAAUUAUUCAAUCAUUAUUAUUACUUAUUUACAGAAGCAGCCUAACACCGUGAUUAUGUACU
This is a messenger RNA of Nomia melanderi (Alkali bee), 3368 nucleotides long. It is a transcript of the gene Ythdc1, whose product is annotated as YTH domain containing 1. Gene Ontology annotation, cellular component: nucleoplasm. NCBI's taxonomy places the organism in Eukaryota, Metazoa, Arthropoda, Insecta, Hymenoptera, Halictidae. Gene Ontology annotation, biological process: mRNA splicing, via spliceosome; regulation of alternative mRNA splicing, via spliceosome. Gene Ontology annotation, molecular function: mRNA binding; N6-methyladenosine-containing RNA reader activity. The record is from RefSeq and is a predicted model, not a curated record.